Messenger RNA from Rhizophagus irregularis DAOM 181602=DAOM 197198, 1834 nucleotides. RefSeq names its product Pleiotropic regulator 1. Gene Ontology annotation, cellular component: precatalytic spliceosome; Prp19 complex; catalytic step 2 spliceosome. Gene Ontology annotation, molecular function: protein binding. Gene Ontology annotation, biological process: mRNA splicing, via spliceosome. The record is from RefSeq and is a predicted model, not a curated record. Lineage: Eukaryota; Fungi; Glomeromycota; Glomeromycetes; Glomerales; Glomeraceae.
AAAAAAAAAGAGUUUAAAAACUUUUGCAGUAAGCAUCCUAAAUAAGGUAAAAAUAAUUAAAUGCUUGUCCCACGUUAUUUUGUGUGACAAGUGGAAUUUAAAAAUUGCGCACUUUUUACGACAAUAAAGUUUUUUUUAGAUCUUUUUGAUCUAAAAAUUUCAAAUUGCACAUAUCUCAAAAUGGAGUACGUAAAUGAUAAUGAACAAUAUCCCGAUAACUCGCCUCCCGAUUUAACAAAAUUAUUACAACGAUCUGUAAAGCGAACAAAAGCAAUGUUUCAAUCCGGCACUGGUACAAAUUUUCUUCUGGAGGAUGACGAAAGUCAACAGGUCAAGUUAAGAAUAAAAAUUAACGACGAGUAUAGUGAUGUUCAGCAGUUACCUGCUUCAUUAUUAGCACAACAAAGUAGAGGAAAGAAAAGACCUUUAGAGACGGGCGAAUCUGGUUUGGAUAAUGGUGCUUCAGAAACUAAUGGGACUGGUCCCGUAUCUAUGCAAUUGGAUAAUAAUGAGCAUUUGCCUCAAAUCACCGGGGGUCAUACAUAUCCUUCUGCAUCAGGAGUGUCACUUUCUGAGGAUAACGCGGUUGAAGGACAAGUGUCUGCUAAUACUAUACAAAAAUUAGUUGAUAAUCUUCCACCUUCACGUGUUCAACAAGAAGCUGCGAAAACUGCACAUGGUGUAGUCGCUAUUAGACAAAAGGCCGGUAUUAAUGCUACACCAUUUGCAACUUCAGGAUCUUUGGUAAGACGUCAAGUUCCGAGAGCGCAACGUCCAAAUUGGCAUGCUCCUUGGAAAUUAAUGAGGGUAAUUAGCGGCCAUUUAGGAUGGGUUCGUUCUAUAGCUGUAGAACCGGGGAAUAAAUGGUUUGUAACAGGUGCUGGCGAUCGAACCAUCAAGAUUUGGGAUCUUGCAUCUGGUACUUUGAAACUUACUCUUACAGGUCAUAUUUCGACAGUUCGUGGUUUGGCUGUUUCACCACGACAUCCGUAUUUGUUUUCUUGCGGCGAAGACAAAAUGGUUAAAUGUUGGGAUCUUGAACAAAAUAAAGUUAUACGACAUUAUCAUGGUCACUUGUCUGGCGUAUAUUCUUUAAGUUUACAUCCUACAUUAGAUAUUUUAGCUACAGCAGGAAGAGACGCUACUGCGAGAGUAUGGGAUAUGCGUACAAAACAAUGUAUUCAUGUAUUAAGUGGACAUUCUUCAACAGUAGCAGAUGUAAAAUGUCAAGAAGUAGAUCCACAAAUAAUUACAGGUUCAAUGGAUUCAACUAUCAGACUUUGGGAUUUAGCAGCAGGAAAAACUAUGGCAACGCUUACGCAUCAUAAAAAAUCUGUUAGAGCAUUAGCUAUACAUCCCGCAGAAUUUACUUUUGCUAGUGGUAGUGCUGAUAACAUUAAACAGUGGAAAUGUCCUGAAGGAACUUUUAUGCAAAAUUUUGAAAAUCACCGUGCUAUUAUUAAUACUUUAGCUGUUAAUGUUGAUAAUGUUUUAUUUUCUGGUGCUGAUAAUGGAUCGAUGGCAUUUUGGGAUUGGAAGUCAGCAUAUAAAUUUCAAUCGUUGGAGACAACCGUUCAACCUGGAUCUCUGGAAUCUGAAGCUGGUAUAUUUGCUAGUACAUUUGAUCGCACAGGAUUAAGAUUGAUUACGUGUGAAGCUGAUAAAACUGUUAAAAUUUGGAGAGAAGAUCCUAAUGCGACUCCAGAAACUCAUCCUAUUGAAUGGAAGCCAACAUUGAUUAGAACUAGAUAUUAAUUAGUAUAUUAUUAUUACAUUAUAUUUUACUUGUAUAUAUUUCUAUUUUUAAAACAAAACAUGAUUAUGAAGUUUAAUA